Messenger RNA from Anthostomella pinea, 714 nucleotides. The record is from the annotation of a GenBank genome assembly. Lineage: Eukaryota; Fungi; Ascomycota; Sordariomycetes; Xylariales; Xylariaceae.
AUGCGUGCUAAUCCCCUCAUCCUCGCCGUUGCCGUUGCCGGAAGCCUAGCGAGCGUCGCCUCCUUUCGCAGUGUCGCCCUGCAAGACCGCGAGAUCCAGUACUGUGGAGCCGCAGACCAGCCGACGAUUCGAACCUGCGGUGAUCCAGAAGUAGGCCCGGGCAUCUGGGUGACCAACCACGACAAGAACCCCAAUGUCAAGUACUUCCUGUACGAGAACAGCCGCGACGAGCACCCGUGGAAAUACCUAGAUAUACCACAAGGCACGCGCGCCUUCCUCCAAGUCUGCCCCACCUUCCAGGGACGCAUGGUGCGCGGUACCGUGGCCGUCAAUACGAACAACAUGCCACACAUGCUGGGCACGUGGAUAGAGUUCUCGAUCGUGGGCGGCACCAUCUGGGGCGACAUCAGCUUCCUCGAGGGCAGCGACGGCGGCGCCCUCAUGGCGACGACGGACGGCAGCGGCUUGGUCCGGGAGUGCGUCGUGGAUCUCCUGACCGCCGCGCCGAGCCACGUGCUGCGCGUCAAUGAUGCGGGCGUUGCCGUUGUCGACACGGUCGUGGACAAGCCGUGGCGGGCAACCAACCACGCCGCGAGGGCCUGGCUGAAUGCGCGCUGCGAUGAGAACCAGAUCUAUAUCCAGGAGCCGAACCAGGCGAUAAUCGCGUCGUCGGACGGAAGGUUCGAGGUCAUGAUGGUGGAUGGUGUCGCUUGA